CCCCUAGAGCCUCUGACGUCAAUGCACGUCAGUCAGAGAACAUGAUGCCUCCUGCAAGUCAACUCGUGUACUCUCGCUAAUAGAGCUGAAAUAUUAUAGCUCUAUUGUAUUGGAAAAGGGUGGCGUGACACAGCGCCUAACUCCUAAACGUACUGAUUCCUUUUUUUUUUGUCGGACUGAGGUGGGCUGCCAACAACCAAGCUGGCCUGCCGAUCGGGUAUUCUACUUUGUCUAUUUUCAAUAGACACAUUUUAGUGGGCGGUUUGUUUUGCCCUGUCCGCUUUAUCUGGAAAGCGCGAGUCGCAGGUCGCCUAUCUCCCCUGGCCAAGCCUCGCGUUUAGAACAGCAUGGUCAUGGCUGACUGUCUCCAAAAGCCGAUGCCCCGGGGUCCUGUGCGAGUUGGCUUCUACGACAUCGAGCGCACGUUGGGGAAGGGGAAUUUCGCUGUCGUGAAGCUGGCGAGACAUCGCAUUACCAAGACCGAGGUUGCCAUCAAGAUCAUAGACAAGACCCAGCUGGAUGCAGUCAACCUGCAGAAGGUCUACAGAGAGGUACAGAUUAUGAAGAUGCUGGACCACCCACACAUCAUCAAGCUAUACCAGGUGAUGGAGACGAAGAAUAUGCUGUACCUGGUGACGGAGUACGCCAAAAACGGAGAGAUCUUUGACUACCUGGCCAAUCACGGACGUUUGAGUGAGACUGAGGCUCGGAAGAAGUUCUGGCAGAUUCUCUCGGCGGUAGAGUACUGCCACAACCGCCACAUCGUUCACCGCGACCUCAAGGCCGAGAACCUGCUGCUGGAUGGGCACAUGAACAUCAAGAUCGCAGGUCAGGACGUGUGGUGUGUGUGUGUACUUCCUAGUUUCCAACUGGACUCCUGUCUCCCCCAGUCUCUCCAGAAUAAGAGUUAUAACCACUUUGCUGCUAUCUACUUCCUGCUGGUGGAGCGUCUGAAGGCCCACCGCUGCAGCUUCCCCGUGGACCAGAGACUGGACGCUCGCCAGCGCCGCCCCAGCACCAUCGCUGAGCAGACUGUCGCCAAGGCGAGUAGCGGCGGGCCCCUAAUGGGCAUGCGUCUCCUGCGCUCCCCAGCGCCUCCUCAGUCCUCCACAGACUCCUUCUCUAUUCCCCCCUCUCCCUCUCUCUCUCUCUCUCUCUCUAUCCCCCCCUCUCCCACAGGGCCGGCUGAGCACCGUCUCAUGGAGGAGGAGGUGGGGACGCCCAAAGUUAAUGGCUGUCUGCUUGACCCACUACCUCCUACCAUCGUCCGUAAGUCCAGCACGUCGUCGCCUAGCAACAUGAUGGAGACGUCCAUCGACGAAGGCAUCGAGACUGAAGAGCUGGACUCGGAGGAUGACCCCGCCCAUGUCUUCAGCACCUAUCAAAUGGCUCGGUUUGGACAGAGGAGACACACCCUCUCCGAGGUCACCAACCAACCAGGAGCAAUCAUGAUUAGUGCAGGUAAACUCUGUGCUAUGGGCCAGAACCCUUCGCUGGGCAGUGUGGACUCGGAGUGUGACAUGGGCUCAGACCUCGGCCUGCUGGACGACUCCGCCCCUCUUGCGGAGGCGGGGCUGGCCAACGCGUCAGUCACACACAUGACUCCGCCUUUCCUCGCUGGCCGUCCAGCCAAUCCGGCGAUGCAGGCACUGACCUCACAGAGGAGGGAAACACACAACCGCUCACCAACCAGCUUCAGGGAAGGCCGACGCGCAUCUGACACGUCUCUCACGCAAGGUACACACACACCUUCAGAACAGGCACCUGCCAGGGUAAUCUGGGGCCGCACCAAAGGCAUCCUGGAGCUGAAUAAGGCGUACGAGCAGAUGGGCUCUCCAGAGGACCCCUCACUGGGCAUGGGGACCUACCCUCUGUACCCGCAGGAGCUGAUGGACCCCAUGCUGCCGGGUGAUGCAUCCCACCAACAUGACGGCAUGGCCAUGUUCUCUGCCGGCCAUCCUCCACUGUUGUCACGGAGACAGAGCCUGGAGACGCAGUACCUCACACACAGGAUGCAGAAGGCCAGCCUGCUAGCCAACAGCCCCAGCUGUCAGAUGUUCUGCAAGGAUUCACCCCGUAGUCUGGAGCAACAGCUACAGGAACACAGGUUACUUCAGAAGCGCCUGUACUUGCAGAAGCAGUCUCAGCUGCAGUCCUACUUCAACCAAAUGCACAUCGUGGAGGGCUCCUACCCCCACCAGCCUCCCCUGGGCCACCACCCCGACCCCACCGCCGCCUCUGCCCCCGGCUCUAUAGCGCCCCCCUCAGGCCACCACCACCACCACCAGCAGCAGCAGCAGCCCAGCCCUCGCCUCAGUUCUGCCACUCCCAGACUCUCAGCCCUCUCAUGGGGUCCUCCCUGGAGCCGGUGCACUUUGACCCCUACCUGGGCCACUACUCCCACCCCCACCCCCACCUGCAGCCCCACAGCAUGCCCCCCCACCCUGACACCUUGGGCUACAGCUACCCUCCCGGCUGUGAGCAGGGGCCCGUGGGCCUGGGGGAGCCUCUCUACCAGGAGCAGUAUGAGUACCCUCUGGAGCCCGGGCAGCCCCCGCCACCCCCGCCCCGCCGGGCCCCCCCAGGCCAUGCGCCGGGCACGGGGGCAGGAGCAGGGGCAGGAGCAGGGGCGGGAGGGCAGGAGGGGGCGUACGAGGGGCUGACCCUGCUGGAGAGCGAGAUGAUGGAGACGGUGGACUCGCACGGGUUCGUGCUGGUCAACUGAGCCCGGCCACGCCCCCGGCCACGCCCCAGCCGACGCCAGCAGACUAACCAACAGUGUUACCGCGACAACAGGGGGGGAGGAGCCUGAAAGAGGAUGAACAUGUUUUGAUUCAAACUGAUUUAGCGUCAGAAACAAACACUACUGCGUGACAGUGGUGAAUCUCAGUUAAGGACUGAAAAACGAUUUAGUGUUUUUUUUUUUGUUUUAACAUCACAGUCCUCCCUCCUACCUCCUUAAGUUCCCCCUCUGCCUGGUACAUCCCCGGGCACACGCAGGAGUUCUCACUCUCUCUGUGUGUGUUUGUGUGUGUGUGUGUCUAUGUGUGUGUGUGACCUUCCCUUAAGCACACCACACGUGUACGAAUACCCCCCUCCACACACACACACACACACACACACACACACACACAUGCAGGAAGAGUGAGCUGUGUGUGGUAGUAGCAGUAGCCCAGCUGUGUGCUGAUGUGGCUCUUCUGUCAUGUAGGGGUCACGACCUCUUUAGCCCUUAGCCCUGCUAACCCUUGGCUGCACAGACGUCACGGGUCAGACCCGAGAGCUCAUCUCACCCUUGGGUGCACAGACGUCACGGGUCAGACCCGGAGAGCUCACCUCACCCAGGCUGGAGAACCGCAUUGCUGGUGCAUCUCACUCAUGUUGUAUGUAUCUGUGUGUUUGAGCGUGUGUGUGCAAUAUUGAAGCAAUAUAUCAAUUCGAGGCGGCGAGAAGCCAUUAAGGUGUGUCCUAUGGUGGACCACUGCAGUCAGUGAUGGUCACUGAUGAAGGCCACUGCAGUCAGUGAUGGUCACUGAUGAAGACCACUGCAGUCCGUGAUGGUCACUGAUGAAGACCACUGCAGUCCGUGAUGGUCACUGAUGAAGACCACUGCAGUCCGUGAUGGUCACUGAUGAAGACCACUGCAGUCUGAGUCAGUGAUGGUCACUGCUGAAGACCACUGCAGUCAGAGUCAGUGAUGGUCACUGCAGUCAGUGAUGGUCAUUGGUGAAGACCACUGCAGGCAGAGUCAGUGAUGGUCACUGGUGGAGACCACUGGCCUAGUGAUGUGGAAGGUCACUGGUCAAAAUGGCUAUGGUCUCUCCCACUGAGGUGCUCCGGUGAGCAGCUCUGCAGGCAGGUUGCGUUGCACUCCGUGGGCUGGGAGGCGCAGGGAAGGAGGCGCAGGUUCCCUGGAGGCUCCAGAGCUGCGUUGAUGAGGAGAGGAGAGGAGCUACCGCCAGGACGACACGCAUGUUACACUGGAAUCCCCCCCACCCCCCAAUCACUACUUACGGAUGCUGGGGUGCCCAGCUGAGAGAUAGACUCAGCGGAUCGACACUUACCCCACCCCACCCCCGAAGGAAUGCCUCACCGUAAUCUAACCCCCCCCCCCGAAGGAAUGCCUCACCGUAAUCUACUUGAAUCUACAGGAGAUCUCUAAGACACACAAUGCUACAUUAAAGGACAAACAGGAGCCAAGGCUAAACCAGCUCCUCAGCAGAGGCUAGACUGUAGAAUCUGUGUGUGAGCGUGUGUGUCUGUAUGUGUCCGUGAGCGUGUGUGUGCGUGCGUGCGUGUGUGUAUAUGUGUGUUGUUCUUAGUAAGAGAAUUUACUGGAGCACUUUGUUUCCAAGGAAGUGAAAAGGAAAUGUGUGGAGAUAAGAGGAGAGGAGAGGAGAACUGUACCUUUGCUGCUGGUCUAGGAGGCCCAGCGCCGCCCGGUCGGACUCUCCCAAUGAUGGGGUCCGUGGAGCCGCCCGGUCGGACUCAGAGAACACCUUCAUGUGGUUGUUUCACGAGCUUUAUUUCAAGAAGUCAAAUAGGAGUUAGAGAUUUUUUAAAGUGGUUUGACGAUGCAACCAAUAUUCUGUUAAAUGUGAUAGUGUUCAGUGUGCCUUUUCUUCCUUUCUUUCUUCCUUCCUUUCUUUCUAAAUUAAGAUUUGAAGAACUUUAUUUUUCAGCUCGAUUCCUCUCUCAUUUUUUUUAUGUUGGAAUUCCUACAGAACACGUGCGAGUCGACCCAGGUUUUUCCAGAGGUACAAAACCAAAGUCUCCUCCGAAGUCUGUCAGGACGGCGCCACCAUGUGGUGCCUGGACUUCUUUGUUAGCUUUUUCCACAGUGUACUUUUUUCUUUUGGUUGUUUGUUUUGGUCAAUCAGUAUAUGCCGUUGAAAAGUAUUCUAGCAAUAUUUCUUGAAUCCUAGUUCUAAUGAAUAUGAGAAUAGUGAACGUACUACAGAAUCAUAAUCACACCCUUGCUGGCAAACACCAUUCAGUUUGACAUCCAACUUUACAUUAACCUUCAUGGUCACCACACAUAAGCUAACUUGCUGUAGAGAUUAAAAACUCAAAAGAUUUAUUGAUCAA
This is a messenger RNA of Clupea harengus (Atlantic herring), 5085 nucleotides long. RefSeq names its product salt-inducible kinase 2b (gene sik2b). The transcript has 12 exons. The coding region runs from base 348 to 2663 and encodes 771 amino acids. Gene Ontology annotation, cellular component: cytoplasm. Gene Ontology annotation, molecular function: ATP binding; tau-protein kinase activity. Lineage: Eukaryota; Metazoa; Chordata; Actinopteri; Clupeiformes; Clupeidae. Gene Ontology annotation, biological process: protein phosphorylation; microtubule cytoskeleton organization; intracellular signal transduction. The record is from RefSeq and is a predicted model, not a curated record.